This is a messenger RNA of Cyphellophora attinorum, 2229 nucleotides long. RefSeq names its product Dihydroceramide delta(4)-desaturase. The record is from RefSeq and is a predicted model, not a curated record. NCBI's taxonomy places the organism in Eukaryota, Fungi, Ascomycota, Eurotiomycetes, Chaetothyriales, Cyphellophoraceae. Gene Ontology annotation, molecular function: sphingolipid delta-4 desaturase activity. The coding region runs from base 1 to 2229 and encodes 742 amino acids. Gene Ontology annotation, biological process: ceramide biosynthetic process. The transcript is spliced from 4 exons. Gene Ontology annotation, cellular component: membrane.
AUGGGUUCACUCGGCAUAGAAGAGCUUCCACAGACUGGAACAGAGUUUCCUUUCCCCAUUGUGUCCUUCGAGCCGUUUCUAAGUGGUGGUGAAGCUGGGCGUCAAACCGUAGCAGCCAAGCUGUACGAUGCAUUCCACAACUUUGGCUGGGUAUACCUCAAGGACUUUGGCAUCUCUGAAGCCGAGAUCGAGCAGAUGUUCGCAAGGAGUGCACAAUUCCAUGGCCAACCACUUGAGCAGAAAUUGAAGUACAAGCUCAACGAUCCGUCAGUUAGUCAAGGAUACACUGCCGACGGAGCAGAAUCGAGCGAUCCACAUGGCGGACGUAGUCACAAGGAGUGCUACGAGCAUCGCCGAGUCAAUAAGCUUGCUCCUGCCGCAGGUGAUCUUGACGACUGGACAGCCUGGGCCGACGACUUUUACAACAAAUUGAUUAUCCUCGCCGGUCAUGUCCGUGAUGCAUUGGCGAUGGUCCUGGGCCUUGAGCCAGAAGCAUUCCAAGCACAGCUGAAGCAAUUGGACGGACAGUUGCGAUUGCUGAACUAUAUGGGCGUACCACGGAAGGUGCUAGAGGAGGGUCGAAACUUUCGUAUUAAUCCUCACUGCGACUAUGGCCUCUUCACACUCUUGUUCCAGGACCAGAUCGGAGGUCUCGAAGUCGACAGAUUCCACGACGGGAAAUUCGUAGCGGCGACGCCUAUUCCUGGCACAUGCGUCAUCAAUGUUGCAGAUUUACUGCAACGGCUCUCCAAUGAUCGGCUAAGAUCGACAAGGCACCGUGUCGUCGCGCCGCAGAUGACGAAAGAGAUGUCGGACGCCAUUGGGCCUGACGGCGUGUUGCCAGCCCGCAAGUCAACAGCGUUCUUCGUCCAUCCAGCUCGUGACACCUUGAUAACUCCCAUGGUGGAAGAAGGCGAGAAUGGUCCUCAUUAUGACCCGGUGGCGGCAGGCUGUUGGAGAGACGCAAUCACCGCGAAGAAUUAUCGCCUUCCAAUUCCCAUGGCCACACCAGAGCAGGUACAGGCGGCCAAAUGCGUUGAGAUGCGGUACAUGAUGGCGGCGAAUAUCGAGAAGAAGCCACGCAUCUUGAGCUGCGACCUCCAUCUGUUGUCUCAUUGCCGCAAUCAUGCAACAACGACAGCGACCGAAGCUGUCGUAGCCACUCCACGAAUCUCGACCGCAGCCAACGACCCUCCAGCGAAAGCACUACCAGAAGAUAAGUUCUUCUGGACCUACACAGAAGAGCCACACCGAACACGGCGGCAGGCCAUCAUCAAGUCGCACCGCGAUGUACUCCAGCUAUGUGGUCCCGAGCCGCUCACUAAAUACGUUGUGCUGGCCGUGGUCGCGCUACAGAUCAGCUGCGCUGUCCUCCUGAAGGAUACACCGAUCGUGUCAUGGCCAUUCUUCUUGACGGCAUACAUCGUUGGGGCGACGGCGAACCAGAAUCUGUUCCUCGCCAUCCAUGAAAUAUCACACAACCUCGCCUUUCGAACACCUAUCUACAACAGACUGCUCGCCAUUUUCGCGAACCUCCCGAUCGGAAUUCCAUACUCGGCAGGCUUCAGACAGUAUCAUCUGACACACCACAAGUCACUUGGCGUCGAUGGCCUAGACACCGAUCUUCCGACCGCGUUUGAAGCCGUCUUUCUCGACUCGGUUGCAGGCAAAGCAUUUUUCGCCACGUUCCAGCUCCUCUUCUACGCCAUCCGGCCCAUGUUCAUCUUCAAGAUACCAUUUGGACCGAUCCACUUCCUCAAUAUUGCCGUCCAGGUCGUCUUCGACGCCAUAGUCAUCCGCUAUCUUGGUGGGCACGCCUUGUCGUACUUCAUCCUCAGCAGCUUCCUCGCCGGCUCGCUCCACCCAUGUGCAGCACACUUCAUCUCCGAGCACUACGUUUUCGAGCGAUCACAAGUAAAAGGAGCAAAGAUGCCACGAGAUGUGCCAAUACCAGAGACGUUCUCAUACUAUGGACCCUUGAAUGUCCUUACAUACAAUGUGGGCUACCACAACGAGCAUCACGACUUUCCUGCGGUGCCCUGGACGCGGUUGCCGAGGUUGUACGAGAUAGCUAAGGAGUUCUACGAGCCGCUGCCGUAUCAUAAGAGCUGGCCGUAUGUCAUCUGGCAAUUUAUACUGGACAAGGAGGUGGGCAUGUGGUGCAGGGUGAAGCGAGCAGAAGGUGGGCGAUUAGUGGGUGCGUGGAAGGAGAGCGAGGUUCAAAGCUAG